Molecule: messenger RNA, 1122 nt
Organism: Teleopsis dalmanni
Lineage: Eukaryota; Metazoa; Arthropoda; Insecta; Diptera; Diopsidae
Product: phospholipase A1 VesT1.02-like
Exons: 2
Coding region: 63-1070 (335 amino acids)
Biological process (GO): lipid metabolic process
Molecular function (GO): lipase activity
Source: RefSeq, a predicted model, not a curated record
AUUGAACAGUAUAAAAAGAAAUUUACGCUGAAGACGAAUUGCAUUUGAAAUUUGCUAAAACAAUGAAAGUUAUAUCAGUCGUACUGCUCUGUAUUGCUGCCGCUAGUGCAAUUCCUGUACAAGAACAGACCAAUGGCUGGUCUGUACCACAGGAAGAUGGUACCUUCGAAUGGAUGACAACUGAAGAAUUCGAAGCAUUAAAAGACAGCACUCCUCAAGGUCGUGCCGCAGCUGUUGUGACUUUCUAUCUGUACACUAACUCUAAUCCAAACUCUCCACAAGAAAUUGCAAUUAAUGAUGCCAGCGCACUCAAAAACUCAAACUACAAUUCUGCUAAUCCAACCAGAUUCAUUAUCCAUGGCUGGCAAAAUAACUACUUAUCUGAUGUCAACGUAGUUUUACGUGGUGCACUUUUAGCUACUGGCAAAUACAAUGUCAUCUGUGUAGAUUGGAGCUCAAAGGCUGAAACUAUCAAUUAUGCAGCUUCUGUAUUGCGUGUACCAGGUGUCGGUAAACAAGUUGCCAAUUUCAUUGAUUUCUUGUACACCUCAGGCGGUAUGUCUUUCGGCAACUUAUUAGUCAUGGGUCACAGCUUAGGUGCUCACGUAUCUGGUUUUGCUGGCAAAAAUGUUAAAUAUGGUCGAAUUCAUCAAAUCACCGGUUUAGAUCCUGCUUUGCCCUUGUACAGCUACGAUGAUCCAUCAGAACGUUUAAAUCAAAAUGAUGCUGAUUAUGUUGAAUCUAUUCAAACCUGUGGUGGUCUUUUAGGUUUCUUACAACCUAUUGGCAAAAGCGCUUUCUAUCCUAACGGAGGUAGAACUCAACCCGGGUGCGGUCUUGAUUUGGCUGGCUCAUGCGCUCACUCACGCUCAUACGAAUACUACGGAGAAGCUAUACGUGACAAUGAUUUCCCUACCAUGAAAUGUGGAAACUACGAAGCAGCUGUCGACAAAUCUUGCGGUAGCACUUACUCGUCAGUAAGAAUGGGUGCACCCUCCAACUAUGUUAAUGCAUUCGGUGAUUUCUAUGUACCAGUAAACAGCAAAUCUCCCUACGGUAAAGGAUCUUAAACACUUUAAAAAAGAAACUAAAUAAAUUAAAAAGUACUGAUAAAUAAUUGAA